Molecule: messenger RNA, 468 nt
Organism: Lodderomyces pseudojiufengensis
Lineage: Eukaryota; Fungi; Ascomycota; Pichiomycetes; Serinales; Debaryomycetaceae
Exons: 1
Coding region: 1-468 (155 amino acids)
Source: RefSeq, a predicted model, not a curated record
AUGUCGGUAUUCAUAAGUUCAAGUAGUAUACCAAUAGGUUAUACAACUCCAGAAUUUCCUUCAAUUUUUUGGCCAAUUGGUCCAACUAGACAAUCAUAUUUAAAUUCAUAUUUAUAUUAUUCAUGGGAUAUAUGGAGAUUUACAGUAUAUUGGUCUCUUAUUUUAUCAGGUUCUUUAUAUUUUUGUGUUGGAUCAUUAGCUAUGUUAAGUUCAAUUAUAAAUAAUUAUAGACAUAAAAUUCCUAUACAAUCAUUUAAAAUUAUAACAUUUAUAUUUGUUUUUUUAUUUUAUAUAUUUAUUGGAUUAUUAAAGGGAUUUAUUGGUGGAGCUAUUAUUGGAGUUAUAUUGGCUGCUAUUUAUCAAGCAGGCUCUUUAACUAUGAGUUGUUGGAUUCCUUUAACUUGGUCUAUUGCUCAAAUUUUAUAUGAUAUUGCUUCUUCAUAUUCAAUAAGUUCAAUAAUUUUAUAA